This is a messenger RNA of Ficedula albicollis (Collared flycatcher), 2550 nucleotides long. It is a transcript of the gene SLC71A1, whose product is annotated as major facilitator superfamily domain containing 14A. Gene Ontology annotation, cellular component: membrane. The record is from RefSeq and is a predicted model, not a curated record. NCBI's taxonomy places the organism in Eukaryota, Metazoa, Chordata, Aves, Passeriformes, Muscicapidae. Gene Ontology annotation, molecular function: transmembrane transporter activity. The transcript is spliced from 11 exons. The coding region runs from base 401 to 1831 and encodes 476 amino acids. Gene Ontology annotation, biological process: transmembrane transport.
ACAGAAGAGUUGUUGGUUAGACUGGGUAAUAUGACUUGGGGAUAGCUGAGUGUGAGCUCAGUGUUUUGAAACCAUGGAAAUUUGGUUCCAUGUGGCUUUGUGUAGACUUAAGCACUUUUGUCAAGCAAAACAAACUAGUUGUCUGUCUGAAGAAGAGUCUGUUUUCCCUGUAGCAUCCUUGUUUCCCAGACUGGCAGUGUAAGUGGGUUAUUUUUUGAGAUGGCAGUGAAGGUUUCUGCAGAGUAAGAGUAGGACACUUCAGGACAUUAGCAUCAAAGGGUUAAAAAAAGGAGUUUCAUUCUAUACCAGUUAGUUGGGUAACUAUUUCCAAGUUUUGAGUCCUGUUUCAUUAUUAAUCACUCUGCUUAUAGUGUUCAGAUGCAUUUCUCAUGACUGAUAGAUGAUCAGAUGUUUUAAUCACCUGUCUUUUCUCCUGCUUCAGCCUCAAGGAAUAGGUUCACCCAGUGUCUACCACGCUGUUAUUGUGAUCUUCUUGGAGUUUUUUGCUUGGGGACUCCUGACAGCUCCCACACUAAUGGUUUUGCAUGAAACCUUCCCAAAACAUACAUUUCUAAUGAAUGGUCUAAUUCAAGGAGUAAAGGGCUUAUUGUCAUUCCUCAGUGCCCCACUCAUAGGUGCCCUGUCUGAUGUGUGGGGACGAAAGUCCUUCCUGCUGCUAACAGUAUUUUUCACCUGUGCACCAAUACCACUAAUGAAGAUCAGCCCAUGGUGGUACUUCGCUGUAAUCUCUGUGUCUGGAGUUUUUGCAGUGACGUUUUCUGUAGUUUUUGCAUAUGUAGCAGACAUAACCCAAGAACAUGAAAGGAGCAUGGCCUAUGGUUUGGUUUCAGCGACGUUUGCAGCAAGUUUAGUCACCAGCCCUGCUAUCGGUGCCUACCUUGGCCGAGCGUACGGCGACAGCCUGGUGGUGGUGCUGGCUACAGCAAUUGCCUUGCUGGACAUUUGCUUUAUCCUCGUUGCUGUACCCGAAUCGCUGCCAGAGAAGAUGAGGCCAGCGUCCUGGGGAGCACCCAUUUCGUGGGAACAGGCUGACCCCUUUGCAUCCCUGAAGAAAGUCGGCCAGGACUCCAUUGUGCUGCUAAUCUGCAUAACAGUUUUUCUUUCCUACCUCCCAGAGGCAGGCCAAUAUUCCAGCUUCUUCCUAUACCUCAGACAGGUAAUGGGAUUUUCAUCUGAAAGUGUUGCAGCAUUUAUAGCAGUCCUUGGGAUUCUUUCCAUUAUUGCACAGACAAUAGUGUUGAGUUUACUGAUGCGGUCCAUUGGAAACAAGAACACGAUCCUGCUGGGCCUGGGCUUCCAAAUCCUGCAGCUGGCCUGGUACGGCUUUGGCUCAGAGCCAUGGAUGAUGUGGGCAGCCGGCGCCGUGGCCGCCAUGUCCAGCAUCACCUUCCCCGCUGUCAGCGCCCUGGUCUCACGAAGUGCUGAUGCCGACCAGCAGGGUGUUGUUCAAGGGAUGAUUACAGGAAUUCGAGGACUGUGUAAUGGUUUGGGACCAGCGCUUUAUGGUUUUAUAUUCUAUAUAUUUCACGUGGAAUUGAAUGAACUGCCCAUGCCCGAAUCAUCAGCAGGAGGUAGUGUGGUUGCACAGUACCACUUACAACAGAAUUCCAUCAUUCCUGGACCCCCGUUCUUAUUUGGAGCGUGCUCUGUGCUGUUGGCACUACUUGUUGCCUUGUUUAUUCCUGAACACACGAACCUAAAUGUAAGAUCCAGCAACUGGAAGAAACACUGUGGAAGCCACGGCCAUCCCCACAGCCCACAAGCUCCUGGUGAAGCUAAAGAACCUUUACUGCAAGAUACAAAUGUAUGACAAAAAUUCAGGAGCACCGUUUGGACUCUUCUUUCAUCAGCAGUUUGGGAUACACAUUCCAACUCCAUCACAAUGUAAUUUCUUAAGGUAAUCUUAAGAAGUGUUUUUCUGCAUGAAAUCUGUAGGAAUUGAAACAGGAACUUUCUCCAAAGAUGUUGCCAUUGAACUAAAAUCUUACUUGCUUUUAUAAACUGUUACAUACUUGUCUCUUGCCAUGAAAUACUGUUACUGCUAAACUUUACAUUCUAGAUCAGAGACAAACAAUAGAGUCAAGGCAUGAGCAUGUGUCCUUCUGUUUCCUUACGGUGGUGAGCUUUAAUUCUAGUCAUGCUACGUCUCAAUGAGACAGACUGGCAUCCAUGUAGACCCAUUCGUUUUAAUGUUGUAAAAUCUUGGGUCAGCUGAUUCAAAGCCUUAAUGUAAAUGUACUUAAGUAAGGAGGUGAAUUGGUAUAAUUUCUUUUAAAAGUCACAUGGCAGGUUUUUUUAAGUUUGUACUAAUAUAAAAAUCACACGAGCACGCUUGCUGAACAGUAAAAGUUAUUUUUAUGUAAGUGCAUUUACUCUUUCUAUUUUUGAAGAAACGGUCGUAUCAAACACUUGCUGACAUACAAAGUGGGUGUUUUGGGCCUACGGAUUUUAAUACUGGCUCUAAACCUCUGCUUUCCUCUGUACCGUUUAUGAAACCACUCUUAUUUCUGAUGUUUGCUUAAUCAUAAA